CUCGUCCAAGUCCAACCUCCCUGGGCGUUCUGUCCCCGCCUUCCAAUGGGCCGCGGUCGCCUAGCAACCAUGCAGCAUCAAAGCACGGGCAGGCCCUGAAAACAUCGCGGGGACUCGGGGCGGCGUUCCAACGCGCGCGCGCCCUCCCGGGCCCCGUCGCGCCGAUCAAGGCCCGCGUCUCUCUCUCCCUCUCCCCGGGGUCGCGACGCCAUGUUCCCGAAUAUUGUGGACAUGGGCCGGCGGAGAAGGGCCCCUCCGCGACAGGUCCCAGAUACCUUCAGAGUAUUUAAUAUUGAGUUUCCAGAAAGGAACAAAAUACUAGGGAAGAUCGAAGAUGUAUAUAUUCCAAAGAACAAACAGCAACGAUAUACACUAGAGUGGCGCAAUAACCCCCACCCGAUCCAUGCAAAAUGCAUAAAGACAAACACCAAAUAUUUUAAUGAGCCAAUACUGUAUAUGGACACAGAAGAUACAAAAACAAAGCAGGAUCAUUGGUGGCCAAGCGGCGAACCUUUUGUGCAGCGUCCAAAGCCACCCUACAGCAAACAGAGCACCCAGAGAAAUGACUUCCAGAAGCCCGACUGCAUGUUGUCUCGUCCAGCUAAAUACCAUGGCAAGCUGCAGCCUUCUUGUGGAAUAGUUCCCCUUGCAUCUCCUCGACCCCCGGGCAGUCUCCCAAGACUUUUCCAAGAGCAACUCACGUUCAAACAGCAUUAUGAUGCCAGAGCGACUCCCUGCAUCCCCUAUCAAGGGAAGAAACGUGGGGCUUUUGUGUGGACGGAGAUAAAACCAGAGAAGGGAGUGGCCGUGGCUCCUGAGGGAACCCAAACACGGCUGUGUCCCGCUCAAGGGUCAGCCCUCUUGGAACAUCACAAAACGGAGAAAGGAAGCGCCGCGAAAAACAGCACAACCUCAGACUGCAUUUCCUCACCGGCAUCCCAGGAGACUCUGCCAGACUGCAAGAUGGCCUUAUCAAAACCAGACGUCAUGUCUGGAGCCAAACCAGCCCUCCAGAUCUCGGAGAAGGGACAGGGGAGUUCAGAGGUUUUUCAGACAGAUAAAGUGGAUGUCAGCUCUCCUUCCAUCCCGCUUGCCGAGGGAGGGUUCGGCUGACAAACUGCAGGCCCUGUUAGCCCCUCUUCAAGCUGCAUAGUUGUCAGGAGAAACUCAAACAAACCCAGAAAGGAUCGUCCGAGCGAGGAGGAACAGGUCCGGUGUUAAAUACAGUGUACGCCAACACAAACUGACGCCAGCAAAAUCGUUUGAGGCAACCAGCUCUUGCUUUUUACAUAACAACAGCUGCAGAGGGGGCUUGGAUGGCUUUUGCAAAGAACAAGAAGCGUGUUAAAAAGGCACUAUGAAUCUUUCAUACUCCCUGUUCCUCCUCUCACCGCCCACUGGUGCAUGAGAUCCUCCCCCACCCUGCAACUCAUGUGCUGAUACAAAAUCAUCUAGAUUGCUCAUUUGCUAGGAAGAAGAAUUUAAUAUGACCGAGAAUGUCAGGAAUGAAUAACAAUCAGCAAUUAAUAAUGUUGGGGGGGGAUAUUACUGGUGAUGUUUUCUACAUUUUAUAUGAUCUGCAGCUGAUUCUUGAAUUGUGUGUGUUUUUGAAACAGUUAUGAUUCUGGCAUCUUUAAGAAUACAUAUCCUAAAAGGAAUUGUGGGUUUCACAUUUUUAGGGAAGUUCGUGAAAUCUUCCCUCUGAAAAAAUCUUCCCUCCUCAGGAACAUGAGGAGGACACAGACCGGGAAGAAAUACAAAAACAAGAGCAGGUGGUACCUAUAUUAAAAAGAGAGAUGGUUUUUGAUCUAUACCAGUUUUCAUCAGGCUGUAUAUUGUGGAUGAUAUAGAAAAAACAUACGGGUUUUCCAAAAGUUAUGACUAGAUGUCCAUUCCAGGUCUGUUUCUUACAAUGAGUUCCAAAAUGCAAGCUGCAAACACAAGUUGGGAGUGUAGCUUUCAAAUUCUCCCCCUGGUAGCUGUAGAUC
Messenger RNA from Pogona vitticeps (central bearded dragon), 1988 nucleotides. RefSeq names its product ciliary microtubule inner protein 6 (gene CIMIP6). The record is from RefSeq and is a predicted model, not a curated record. NCBI's taxonomy places the organism in Eukaryota, Metazoa, Chordata, Lepidosauria, Squamata, Agamidae.